AUGAACCCACGCUACAUGAGCCCAUGUACCGUUUUCUGGGCAUAUUGGCACUUGGUGACCAUCCCAGUGCCUGUGCUGGCUGCCCAAAGACUCUACUGCUCCAAGAAUGAAAUUGACCACUGCCUGUGCUCUAACAUGGGGGUCAUCAGCCUGGCUUGUGAUGACAUCACUGUGAACAAAUUUUACCAACUAUUCUCAGCAUGGAUCAUACUUGGGAGCGAUAUGGCUCUUGUUUUUUCUUCCUAUGCACUAAUCCUUCACUCUGUGCUGAGGCUGAACUCAACCAAAGCAAUGUCCAAGGCUCUGAGCACCUGCAGCUCCCACUUCAUUCUCAUCCUCUUCUUCUACUCAGGUAUCAUAGUGGUAUCUGUCACACACCUUGUAAAAGAAAAGAUUCCCCUUAUCCCUGUACUCCUUAAUGUGCUGCACAAUGUUAUCCCCCCUGCUCUCAACCCCAUGGUCUAUGCUCUCAGGAUGGGAGAGCUCAGACUGGGUUUCCAGAGGAUACAUGGGUGGGUGAAUUUUCCACCCACAUCAGAAGUAACCUUAGCUUUAUAAGGCCAUACAGAUGUUAAUAUGACAGAGGUUGUAGCUCUGAAUAGGCCUAGAUUGUAAAAAAUUGGGGGAAAAUACAAUAACAUCAUGAAAACUGUCAGCCUCACUUAUUGAAAUAGACAUUUAAAAAGUAUAAUUCAA
Molecule: messenger RNA, 696 nt
Organism: Myotis davidii
Lineage: Eukaryota; Metazoa; Chordata; Mammalia; Chiroptera; Vespertilionidae
Product: olfactory receptor 56B4-like
Exons: 1
Coding region: 1-558 (185 amino acids)
Biological process (GO): G protein-coupled receptor signaling pathway
Cellular component (GO): membrane
Molecular function (GO): olfactory receptor activity
Source: RefSeq, a predicted model, not a curated record